Molecule: messenger RNA, 486 nt
Organism: Gymnodraco acuticeps
Lineage: Eukaryota; Metazoa; Chordata; Actinopteri; Perciformes; Bathydraconidae
Product: PHD finger protein Alfin1-like
Exons: 6
Coding region: 12-461 (149 amino acids)
Source: RefSeq, a predicted model, not a curated record
UGUUGGUGGUAAUGUACCCCCAUGAGAAGAAAACCCUCUUCUUGGAUCCACUUGGAGAAGGGAAAGGCAAAACGAAGGUGUGCCUGCAGUCUACAAGAGCCUUUAUGAGGAUGAAAGGCUGCAAGGUGUCAAGAUGGACAUGCAGCACCCUCCCCCAUAAUCGCCAACAAGACAGCACAUCCUGUGGUGUCCUGGCCUUAAAAUUUGCAGAGAAGAUUUUACUGGGGGAGUCAAUUGAGUUUGAAACCUCACAGAAGGCAGUGCACGAGCUGAGGCUGGACAUUGCUACUUCUCUCCUCAGAGAAUCUGAUGAUCUAAGCAGGCUUUGCUUUUACUGCGGGAUGGAGGAGCAGGAUGAAGAACAUUGGAUUUGCUGUGACAUUUGUCAGCAGUGGUACCACCACCAAUGUGUACAAAGGCCGCCAGUUGAUCAACCGUACUUGUGCCCUGGAUGCACAUAAUGCCCCGAAGGAACCAUCAUUAACU